Molecule: messenger RNA, 720 nt
Organism: Salvelinus sp. IW2-2015
Lineage: Eukaryota; Metazoa; Chordata; Actinopteri; Salmoniformes; Salmonidae
Source: RefSeq, a predicted model, not a curated record
UGUAAACGUAGAGGGCUAGCUCACCCCAUACACUCAGCUAGGGAUGUUUUACUAACUACUUUAUAAACAGAGGACAACACAAACAUUGACACAAGUGCUGUAACUCUCUUAACUUUGACUAAACGACUCGAAGAGAAACUGUAAGACUCGAUCGAGAUGGUUGUCCUGUCACUGACGGUACUAGUAGGAUUUAUAGGAAGUCUGACUUCAGCCGACAACGCUGAUGCCAUAGAUAAAGAAGACCAGCUGCGUAGCCGCCUGAGAGAGUAUGGCCUCAUCACCCCCAUCAGCACCGACUCCCAUGGUCACUUCCUGUCCCACCUGCUCUCUGCCAAUCACAAGCAGCGGGUGAAGAGGGAGGUGGGGACAGAGGGCUCAGAGCAGGCCAGUGAUAGGCUGUUCUUCAACAUCACGGUAUUCGGCAGGGAGUUCCACCUGAGGCUCCGUCCCAACGACCGCCUGGUGUCUCCUGGGGCCAUGGUGGAGUGGCACGACCAGGUCCUUGAACCAGGCAACGCCAGCAGCAGCAGUACUAUCACUAGUAAUACCAGCGGUAGCAGUGGUACUAUCCGUGUUGGUGGAGAGAAUGGGAGUGAGUCGACCAGCGGUGGAACAGAGAGGAUUCUCAGGAGGAGGCUGCUGAAAACAGACUGCACCUUUAUCGGUGACAUCACUGACGUAAAGGGAGCCUCCGUCGCCAUUAACAACUGUGAUGGACUG